AUGGCUCGCGUUCCGGUUCUUCUUCUGCUCACCUGCCUGCUCGGCUUCUACCUGAUCGACGUGGCCCGCGCCGACUGCUACCACUGCAUCCAGGGCAGCGAACGGGCCCUCGCCCACUAUGGCAGCGCACCGGAAUUCGUAUCGAUCCUCAACGGCGUCGAGGCCUCCGUCGAUUGCGAGAACGUUAAGGAUUCGACAAAGAAGUGCUCGGGUACCAACAAGUGCGUCCACAUGCACAUCGACGCGAAGACUCCGGAAGCGACCGUCGAGCAGUUGGAGGUGCGCACCUGCGCCACCGGGGUCUGGCUGGAGAAGUGGGCGCCCGGCUAUGGAUCAAUUCCGGCACCGAAAGCUGAUGCGACAAUAACGGGCCACUCCUGCGAAGGCGAUCUGUGCAACAAGAUCCCGAUGACCGAAAUGAAGCAGCGCGCUGAAGAAGCGGCCAAGAAGCAAUCGUCGACGGCCUCGUACCUCGUGCUCCCCGUCGUCACCUUCUUCGCCUCCAAUAUCCUUGCCUUCUUC
Molecule: messenger RNA, 522 nt
Organism: Mesorhabditis spiculigera
Lineage: Eukaryota; Metazoa; Nematoda; Chromadorea; Rhabditida; Rhabditidae
Source: the annotation of a GenBank genome assembly